AUGGACCCCCAACAGUCUGCCCUCCCUCUGCAGCUGCAUGGCAACAGUUUUGCUAUGAGCUCUGGACAAGAGCCAAAACUAAACGCGGGAUACAAUGAAGGAGGAGGAGGAGGAGGAGGAGGAAGAGGAGGAGGAGGCCAAGAAACAGAACUUAAUCAGCAAAACAUGACCUCCUCUGCUGGUGUCAGUUCCAGGUUGAACCCAGAUGAACAGUCUGAGUGCCCACUGGAGCCCGUGGUUCACUGCCAUGCCAAGGGCAAGCUGGACAUCAAGAGCAGGAGCUGCAGCCUACUCACCAUCUGCCGCUCAGGAGUCAUUUUCCCCUGGAUGAAUCCACGGACAACUGGCUCUGAACAAUCUGUCAGCGGCGGCGUGGCAGCGGGUCUAUCGGGCGGUGGAAGGCAGAGUGCGAAGAGGGAGAGAACAGCCUUCACUAACAACCAGCUGCUGGAGCUGGAGAAGGAGUUCCACUUCAGCCCUUACCUGUGCCGCCCCCGCAGGAUGGAGAUGGCCGCCGGGCUGCAGCUCACCGACCGCCAGGUUAAGAUCUGGUUUCAGAACCGCAGGAUGAGGUACAAGAGGGAGCACAGGUACGGAAAGGCGACAGGUUUGUCACAGGGUUCUCCUUACAAUCCGUCCUCCAGCCUGAACUCUUAUGCGGACCACCUGAGGUUUCCGUGUGUUGUCAGAACCUCCUCCUCCUCCUCCUCAGACCUGGAUUACGCCUCCAUGUCGUCCCUCUUUGGGGCUUUUAGCGACAGCAGCAGCGGUCAGAGCUUUCACCCUGCAGACCUGCCCCAUCUGAACUGCACUCUUCCAUCUGUUGCACCUCCCUCCUGUACGGGCGCAGAUAGUCAUCACCAUCCUGGCAUUUCAAACUGGCCCUAGGGCCUCAUAACAGCCAUCCCCUCCCGUGCUCAUCAAAAUCUCAAUGAUACAUCUAGUUUCUCUUACUUAUGAAAAGCUGGAGGGUGUCUGAUCGGCAUCCCCGGGUUGAAACCCCCCCUAACACACCUUUUCGCCAUUUUAAUUAAACUAUAUGAACACGUCUUAAUUAAAGAAGAGCUAUCAUUUGUGUUUCUCAGGCGCGGUGACCGCAGACUGCAGGUCUUCUCACAUUGUACGGCAUGCACAGGACGCUGGAGCCAAUAAUAGUUACAUGUUUUGGUUUUUUUUUGCUGUAAUUUUGUGGGUGUAACAUUUGUAUUAUUGCAUGUUUAAUGCAUGUGGGGUUCAGACUCUGAGUGAAUUUUUCUAUUUCCCUCUGUUGUCAGAUUAUUGUUAAGUGGUUGUCAUCGUUUUAAGUGUCACAUUAGGGCUCUUUUCAUUAGCUACUGUAAAUAGGUCAUUUGUGUAAAAUCUGUGAAACGGGCAGAAUAAUGUUCAUAUUGAAUGAUGUUAUAUUUUUGUUAAAGCCAUUAAAGGAUAAGUCUUUGAUACUGCUCUUGAUUAAUUGAGAUGUCACGUACUGUACAUGCUUAAUAAAUGCAUUUGGGAAAACUGUA
Messenger RNA from Stegastes partitus (bicolor damselfish), 1505 nucleotides. Its product is annotated as homeobox protein HOX3-like. Gene Ontology annotation, biological process: anterior/posterior pattern specification; embryonic skeletal system morphogenesis; regulation of transcription by RNA polymerase II. Gene Ontology annotation, cellular component: nucleus. Lineage: Eukaryota; Metazoa; Chordata; Actinopteri; Pomacentridae. Bases 1 to 888 code for a protein of 295 amino acids. The transcript has 2 exons. The record is from RefSeq and is a predicted model, not a curated record. Gene Ontology annotation, molecular function: DNA-binding transcription factor activity, RNA polymerase II-specific; RNA polymerase II cis-regulatory region sequence-specific DNA binding.